Messenger RNA from Striga hermonthica, 573 nucleotides. The record is from the annotation of a GenBank genome assembly. Lineage: Eukaryota; Viridiplantae; Streptophyta; Magnoliopsida; Lamiales; Orobanchaceae.
AUGGCUUCUUUAGGCAGAGCUUUCUACGCCGUUGGAUUCUGGAUCAGGGAAACCGGCCAGGCCCUCGAUCGGCUCGGAUCACGCCUGCAGGGAACCUAUCUUUUCCAAGAACAAGUUUCUAGGCAUAGAACACUCAUGAACUUAUGUGAUAAAGUUCCCGUGGUCGACAAGAAUGCCUUCGUGGCACCCAGUGCAUCCAUUGUUGGAGAUGUCUAUGUUGGUCCCAGUUCUUCUAUUUGGUACGGGUGUGUUCUCAGAGGUGAUGCAAACAGCAUCAGUAUCGGAACCAGAACCAACAUUCAAGACAAUUCUCUUGUUCAUGUGUGGGGAGGAAAUCCAGCCAAGUUUUUGAGGAAGCUCACGGAUGACGAAAUUGCCUUCAUCUCACAGUCUGCGACCAAUUACGCCAGCCUGGCCCAAGCUCACGCUUCUGAAAAUGCAAAGGAAUUGGACAAGGUGGAAUUCGAAAAGGUACUUCGAAAGAAGUUCUCUGGGCAGGAUGAAGCAUAUGGUUCACUGUUGGGGGCUGUUCGCGAGACACAGCCAGAACUCAUUAACGACAAAGCUGCAUAG